AUGCAAGGUACCUUAAGUCUGGGUAAAGAAGUGGUUCAGACUCUAACACGUUUUCUUGGAGACUCGAUUCCUAUGAACGCACGACGUUCAUUAAUGCCCCUACAAGAAGAUAAAAUAACGGAGGUCGUUAAAAUGUCGCUGCUUUGUCGAGACUUGGACCUCUGCCAGGAAGGCAUGCAUAAAUUCGUCAACGAAUACGUAACAGUGCAAGCAAAAGGUAUGGAAAAUCUGUUAAAUGCAUUAUUAAACGGUUUUAAUAGCGAUGUGUAUGAACUGCGAUUAAAACACACUUUGGAUUCCAUAAGAUUAAUGUUAAAGGAAGAUAAUGGUGAUAACAACGAUGAGAAUAUCUGGAUUAAUAUCGUUAAGAAAAUAAGCGGUAAAUUUCAAGAAAUGACACUAUCAUGCGCGGAGGGUCAUUUACAAGUCGACAGAAAUAAAAUGGAUAAAAAACUAACGCAGAAAUUCAUUCUAGCAACGGUAAUAGUCGAAAUGAAAUAUUUGAACAAACUUUGUUAUGAGCGCCAUCUAUGCGUCAAAAGGUACGACUGCACUAUUAGUUUGAACUCGAUUCUUGAGCAUUUGAAAAUAACAGACGAAGCUAAAGCCAGGACUUUUAUAAAGUUUGUCUACGAAGCGUUGUACGAUACACCAUUUUACAAUUACUUAAGCGAAACGACGGCUCAUGAGUUUCAAGUAGUACUAAACGACAUGGCUUAUUCUGAUAGUGUACCGACUAAAGAAUUGCUGUCAGCUGUUCAAAAGAUAAUCGCCGCGAGAUUACAGUUUAUAACCACAAAUACAGAUGAGAAGUUAUCCCACGACAGUCUCCUUUUGCAUGCUAUUCUUACAGACUUGGAUAACAUUUAUAGUAAAAAAUCUAAUCCUUUUGCGGAAUUCUUAAACUAUUUCUUCACGUGGGUUAGCAAUGAGGAAUCCGUUAAUAUCAGUAAGCAUAUAAGAGAUAUAAUUGAAGAUAUUGGUAAAUAUUUGAAGUUGGUCUCUAACGAAUUGUUAGAUAAACUUACCGGUGAAGUUAGGGCCUUCUUGGAGAUGACAGUCGAUUCUGAUUAG
Leptosia nina is the source of this 1074-nucleotide messenger RNA. Lineage: Eukaryota; Metazoa; Arthropoda; Insecta; Lepidoptera; Pieridae. The record is from the annotation of a GenBank genome assembly.